CUAUGAUAUGUGUGUAUGCUAUAUUUAAAACAUGUAGAAGUAUAUUUAUAAAAUGGGUGAGAAAUGGUCAUCUGUAACAUGUUAUUGCUUUUUUGGACUUAGUGAAUUAUUGCUAAUAUAUUCAAGUGAUUGCGCCUUUUCAAAAUAUGGCUAAUGAUCCAAAUGAUUUUUACGUUAAAGAAGAUUUUGAAGCAAAUUGGUUUCAAAAUCGAAAUGAAAAUGAUGGAAUAUUGAUAGAUGUUUUACCAAGUGACAACGAUGAUAAAAAAACUGAGGAAAAAAAUGAAAAUAAUAGUGGAGACUUAUCCCGAUAUCACUGUGUUUAUGACCGGUGCCCCCGCACUUAUAGUACAGUUGGGAAUUUGAGAACACAUAUGAAAACGCACACUGGCGAGCUAAAAUUCAAAUGCACAGAUGCUGAUUGUGGAAAAGCAUUUUUAACAUCUUAUAGUCUAAAAAUUCAUUUGCGAGUUCAUACAAAAGUUAAACCUUUUGAGUGCACCGAAAAUGGAUGUGAGAAAGCAUUUAAUACUUUAUAUAGGUUAAGAGCACAUCAAAGGAUACAUAAUGGAAACACAUUUGACUGCUCAAAUGAUAAAUGCCACAAAUGCUUUACAACAUUGAGUGAUCUCAAAAAACAUAUUCGAACGCAUACUCAAGAAAGGCCAUACAAAUGUGAAAUGACUGGCUGUGGUAAGGCGUUUACGGCAUCUCAUCACUUAAAGACACAUUCACGCACUCACUCUGGUGAACGGCCAUACAUCUGCAUACAAGACGACUGUAAGAAAGCCUUCACCACUUCACACAGUCUCAAGACACACACCAAGACGCACAGGAAUGAUCAACAAGAUGAAAAAGCAGAGUUGAAUUCAGGGCAAACACAUAUUGCCCAAGCAAAUAUUGAGAUUCGCUUGAAUACAGAGAAAUCAGACAAAUUACCUGAGGAUAAUGUUUAUGAAAUAUCGAGAAUUACUUUUAAUAAUGCAUUAUCCAGUGAAGACUUUGAUGUACUGAAUAAUUUUGCUGAAGCCGCUCAUGACAGAAGAUUUGCAGAAACACUUGAUAGCACAUUCAAUGUGCCUCAUUCAUAUGAAAACAACUCAAACAAUGAUGUUAUGGGUCUCGAUAGCCAAUUAUAUAACAGUGAUGAUUACGGUUACUCAACGCCAUCGGAGAACAUUGAAAACGCCUUUGUCAAUGAUUAUAAAUCGUUUGCAGAUACAGAAAAUGGAUACUCGAACACUUUGCAAGCAUUGGAAUUAUCAUUAGCAUCGGAAGAGGAACUUCCUGCUGCAGCGUCUUGGAUGGAUAUAUCUGAAUUGGCAACAAAAUUGACUGAGAUUCCCAUUAGCUUAUCACCCAGCAUGUUAAAUAUUGACACCAUCAGUAAUGAAGAUAAUAAAAUAGAUGAUAAUGUUCUUCACAAUCAAAAAAUAUUCAAUGAAUUUCCCAUAGGUUUACCAAAUGGGUUGGUUGUACCGAAAUGCACUGCAUCAUAUAUAGAUUUACAGAAUUGUAAUAAAAAUAAAGCACUUGUGGAAACAAAUACCACAGAAUCAGUAGCUGAAAAUGUUAUUUGUAAUAAUGACAGUUCGUUAUCAAUGACAUUGGAAGAUGCAUAUACUGGAGAGAGCAAAAGCAUUGACUUACAUAGCGCCUAUGAGAACCAACAGUCGAUAAUUGAUGAUAUACAAAAUAUUGAUGAUUUUACAAAUGUGGAUUAUGAUGAUAUGUUUAAUGAACUAUUUACUAACAGUUUAGAUAAUAAUCUGCACCAGAAACCAAAGCCGGUUCUUAAUAGCAAAAAAUGUAAAUGUAAUUGCGAUAAUACCUGUUGUGAAUCGAAAUCAAAUAAUAAUUUAUGUAAAGGUUUAGUCCAAACAUUUCAAGAUAUUACUCGUGAUAUAUGUAAAUGUAUUGACUGUAAAUGUGAUCCAUCUCAAGAAUGUUGGGAAAGUAUUAAGGAAUAUUAUUCAUCAGAGAUCAAUGAGAAUGAUGUAGCUUCAAAAGAUUAUAUCAAUGUCCAAAAGGAUGAAAAUUUCUGUAGAAACAAUGUAAACGAGUUUGAUAAUAAAUGUUGUGUUGUUAUUUGUUUGAAAAAUGUAGAAGGAUUAAAGGAAUUGUUGUUUAAUUGUUAAUUCAGCUUUAUUUGA
This is a messenger RNA of Ctenocephalides felis (cat flea), 2153 nucleotides long. RefSeq names its product zinc finger protein PLAG1-like. The record is from RefSeq and is a predicted model, not a curated record. Gene Ontology annotation, cellular component: nucleus. Gene Ontology annotation, biological process: regulation of transcription by RNA polymerase II. The coding region runs from base 147 to 2138 and encodes 663 amino acids. NCBI's taxonomy places the organism in Eukaryota, Metazoa, Arthropoda, Insecta, Siphonaptera, Pulicidae. The transcript has 8 exons.